AUGCAAGCAAUCGCCACUGGUGCUUUGAUUUCCGGAAGAAGAUUAUUAGCUCAUAAUUACCGAAAAGGUAUCACUGUUCUUCCCUCCCCCAAUUUCAAUUUCAACUUCAACCCAUUGUUGUCAGCUGAUGACAAUACACUUCUGUUUCAUACCCAAAUUUCAACUAACUCUAACCCUAACCCUAACCCUAACCCUAACCCUAAUCCUAAUCUUCCUGAUCACCGGAAGCAACUACCCAAAUUUCUGUUGGACAAAUCCGAAUUGGGGUUUGGUAAGCUCGAUGAUGCUCUUAGUUUAUUCCAUCGGAUGGUCCAAAUGCAACCCCUUCCUUCGGUUAUCCAAUUCACUCAGCUGUUAACGGGUAUUACCAGAAUGAAGCAUUAUUCCACCGUUAUUUCUCUGUUUAAAGAAAUACGCUUGUUGGGUAUUACGGUUAAUGAUUAUACCUGAAUGUCGUAAUAAAUUGCCUUUGCCACUUGAAUCGACUAGAUUAUGGGUUUUAUGUCUUGAGUAGCUUCUUCAAACUUGGUUAUGUACCAUGUGUAUCUACUUUCACCACUCUAAUGAAUGGGUUCAUUUUACCAGACAAGACUGGUAAGGCCAUGGAAUUGUUUAAUAAAUUGGUAAGAGAGGGAGAAAUCAAACCUGAUAGAGUUAUGUACGGAACUAUUAUAAAUGGGCUUUCCAAGACAGGAAAUACUGCAACUGCCAUAGGGAUUCUUUGGAGUAUGCGAAAAUGGAACUAUAAGCCUGAUGUUGUGAUGUAUAACACAAUUAUUGAUGGUCUUUGCAAGGACAAAAAUGUAGAUGAUGCUUUGAGCCUCUUAGUGGAAAUGAACCAGCAGGAUGUUACACCAGACUCGAUCACUUACAACACUUUGAUUCACGGAUUAUGUAAUUUAGGCCUGUGGGAGGAAGCAACAAGAAUGUUGAGAGACAUGACAGGCAAGAAUGUUUUUGCAGAUGUUCUUACAUUUAAUACAUUGAUAAAUGCAUUCUGCAAGGAAGGGAUGGCAAAAGAAGCAGAGAAUGUUCUUGAAUUCAUGGUCCAAAGAGGUGUUGGUCCCAAUGCAGUCACAUACGGUACUCUGAUGCAUGGUUAUUUUUUGCAAGGCCAAAUGGACAAAGCACUUUCAUUCCAUGGUAAAUAAGGGCAUUGAGCCAAACAUUUGUUGCUAUAACAUUUUGAUCAAUGGAUAUUGCAAAAAUAUGAAAAUUAAAGAGGCCAUGAAUCUUUUCCGUGAAAUGCCUUGCAAUUUGCAAAGGAUUGAAACCCACAAUUGAUACUUACAAUACUAUGUUGCAGGGAUUGUUUGGGGUUGGUAGGUGUUCUACUGCUCAAGGACUUCUGACUGAGAUGCAAGCUAAUGAUCAGACUCCAGAUUAUUAUACUUAUUGUGUCCUACUGGAUGGAUUAUCCAAGAAUGGCCGUAUUGAUGAAGCAUUGUUGUUGUUUCAGGAGCUAGAACGCAGUGGCAUAAAUCCUGAUAUUACUAUGCACAGUAUUUUAAUUUAUAGAUUUUGCAAAGAUGGGAAGCUUGAGAUGGCAAAGAAUCUAUAUGGUAAACUUUCUGCCAAAGGGUUGCAGCCCAAUGUUCACACUUAUACUAUGAUGAUAGGUGGAUUUUUUGAACAGGGGCUAUUGGGUGAGGCAAAUGAUUUACUUGUGAUGAUGGAAGGGACGGGUUGUAUGCCUAAUCAUGCAACUUACAAUGUUUUGGUCCGUGGAUUCCUUAAAGCAAAUGACUACACUGAAGCAAAUAUUCUUGCAGAGAAAAUGAUUGGGAGGGGAUUUUCAGAAGAUGCAUCUACCUUGGCUACAAUAGUGGAUCUUCUCUCAGCUGAAGGUCAAGAUCCUACACUCUUUGAUAUGAUUAAAAAGUUGGUGCCCCAGGAUAUACUUGAAAUCCAUAACACCAAAGAAAUUCGUUAAGCCGUCAAUAUGGAUGCUAUGUUUGGUGGGCAUAUGUUGGAUAAUUGUUGGUUCCCUACAAUUUGACCUUUGAAGCAUCAUCAUGAAAAUAUAUCUCUUGGGAAUUUGGUAGGUAAGUUUUUACUCGAUUGCUUUUAUCAUUUACUACUUGACACUAUAAUGAAGCGAAGCAAUUGGUUCAAAGCUUUGGCUCUUCGUCUUGUGCAUCCAGUUCCUCCUAAGGUGUGAAUGGUUUCUUUUGUUAGUCCUUAAGUUCCUUUUUCUGAAGUUGAAUUGUGCUGGAUGUAGUCGAGGUAAUCUGGUUUGGGUGGUGGUGGGGGUAUUGUCCGAGAUGGUCAUGGCAAAUUAGUUUUUGCUUAUUGAUUGUUGCUUGGGCAGUGUUCCUAUACUCUGGCAGAAAUGAAGGCGUGGCUAUUUGGUAUCGUCUAUGUUUGAAUCAGGAUAUUUGCUGGUUGCAUAUUGAAGUUGACUCGAAAGUUUUUGUGGAUUUCCUGAAUGAUACAUUUGGUUCCCCUUGGUUCUUGAUUUAUGAUAUGGUUCUGAUGCAGCUGCAUCAAUUG
Molecule: messenger RNA, 2493 nt
Organism: Camellia sinensis
Lineage: Eukaryota; Viridiplantae; Streptophyta; Magnoliopsida; Ericales; Theaceae
Molecular function (GO): mRNA binding; protein binding
Source: RefSeq, a predicted model, not a curated record